Messenger RNA from Drosophila obscura, 870 nucleotides. Its product is annotated as probable 6-phosphogluconolactonase. The transcript is spliced from 3 exons. Lineage: Eukaryota; Metazoa; Arthropoda; Insecta; Diptera; Drosophilidae. The record is from RefSeq and is a predicted model, not a curated record. Bases 66 to 812 code for a protein of 248 amino acids. Gene Ontology annotation, biological process: carbohydrate metabolic process; pentose-phosphate shunt. Gene Ontology annotation, molecular function: 6-phosphogluconolactonase activity.
AUAUUAAACAGAAAAGAAGUCGCGUCGAGUCGAAUCGAGUCCAAGGUGUUAAUAUAAUUUUCAAUAUGCCCGACCGCAAAUGUUCCUUCAAAAUAAGCUUGGCCGAGUCCGAGGAUAAUUUGAUUGAAAGUCUGAGCAAUCUGCUGAAGCAGUGCUCAGAGAAGGCGACCCAGCUCUCGCCACUUCCCACUUUCAGCAUUGGCCUCUCAGGUGGCUCUCUUGUGCAGCUGCUGACAAAAGCCCUAAAGAGAAGUGCACUGGACACCACCAACUGGGAGUUCUUCUUCUGCGAUGAACGCUAUGUGGCUGAUAAUCACAGCGACUCCACCUAUCACGCCUAUAGAACCGAGUGGCUGGACCAGCUGCCAGCCAUUCUGGACUCUCAGUUUGUCAAGGCGGACACCACCAAGCCGUUGGAUGCAUGUGCCGCCGAUUACGAGGCGAGAGUGAAGGUCAAACUGGGCAACAGUGCCAGUCUGCCACAAUUCGAUUUGUUGCUGCUGGGCAUGGGACCGGAUGGCCACACCUGCUCCUUGUUCCCUGAGCAGCCAGCCACACUGAAGGAGACCUCUCGCCUGGUGAUUCCCAUACGAAAUUCUCCAAAGCCGCCGCCCGAGCGCAUCACCUUUACUCUGCCGCUGAUCAACAAUGCCAGGGAUGUUGCAUUUGUGGUGACCGGCGCCAGCAAAUCGGAUGUUGUAAAGCGUGUGUUCCUGGAGCAGGAUAAACAGUUUCCCGCUGCAUGGGUGGAUCCCACGCAAGGCCAGCUGACCUUGAUUGUGGAUGCGGGAGCUGGAUCACAAAUUAAGUGACUUGUAGAAUUUCCAGGAGCAAGCGGCUUUUGUAUAUAAUAAAUAAUGGUUUCUAUUA